This is a messenger RNA of Sebastes umbrosus (honeycomb rockfish), 8277 nucleotides long. RefSeq names its product zinc finger MYM-type protein 4. Gene Ontology annotation, molecular function: zinc ion binding. The record is from RefSeq and is a predicted model, not a curated record. Bases 407 to 5194 code for a protein of 1595 amino acids. The transcript has 29 exons. NCBI's taxonomy places the organism in Eukaryota, Metazoa, Chordata, Actinopteri, Perciformes, Sebastidae.
GCUGAGCCAAACGAUCUGGCUCACUAAAAAGAGCCGGAAUUCCCAUCACUAGUUUCCUACUGAACCUCAAGGCCACCGUAGGUUUUACUGGAGGGGGGGGGGUAUUCAGUUGAUUGCAGUUUGCAACGUCUCCACCAGAUGCCACUAAAUCCUUCACACUGCUCCUUUUGACCGAUUUUAUAUGUAAAACGGUCUCUUCUCUUCAAAAAGUGUCUCCAAAAGGUGGUUGUCUUGUGCUUACAGUUGCUCCCCUCUACCCUGCACGGUGUUAGCAGACGAGGUUACCUUGUGUCUCCAUCCUCUCUGUUAGUAACGUUAGCAACGGUAACCGCUUCCACACACACAGCGCGUGAGAGGAGGUGAGGCUGGAUGUUUGUUAGCGCGGUGUCUGCAGCAUAAUUAAAACAUGGCGGACUCGGAGGAAUUUAGACUCAAACGCUUAAAGCAUGAGGAGCGCCUGUCCAGAGUGUUUGACGAAGUGAUGGGGCUUGGAGACUUUGCCGAGUCCUCCGGGGGUUCUGCCAGCUCUUCCAGGAGUGGAGGUCAGGACGAGGCAAAGGGAGUAGACGACACUUCAGGACAAGGGGAAAACCAACAGGUAGAAGAAGAGGAUAGCAGCGGCAGCAGACAAGAAGAAAAGAUGGAUGAGGGGAGAGAGUCACCCUUUCCUCGCAUUACCUCCCCUUCCUCUGUCCGACCCGCCUCGUUUACCAUGGGCACUAACGAAGGAGGGGGAGGAAGUGGAGGGGCAGCGUUUGAUGACGCACUGGAUGGACUUCCUUCGUUUGGGCCAGAAGAAGAAGAAGAAGAAGAGGAGGAGGAGGAAGAGGAAGAGGAGGAGGAAGAAGAAGAAGAAGAAGAGGAGGAGGAGGAGGAUGAAGACUGGCACUUUGCCCUGCCAAUGGGCACCAGGGAGGAUGCUAAAGUGGGCAAAACGAACCGAAAAACCGGCCAACCAGGAGUGGGCAACAACGCAACUCGAGGCAAACCCUUUGCCCCCCCGCCCAGAGAGGAGGAGGAGGAGCGGGAGGAUUUGAGCACUGAGUCUGCUAACACCUCCCACUCCUCCAAGGACCACACACCUGAUGACAGCCGAGAUGGAGGCGUCCUGAACCAGACAGAGGAGACUGAAGAUAGCCAGGAGGGAGAGAGGUCGCAGGCAGCUCCAAUGGAGGACAGUAAUCAACCAACAUCUCCCCCUACUAUUAAUAUUAAAGAUGAGCCCAUUGAUGAGGGCUACGACGCUGCUUUACUGCCUCAGAGCUCCAUCAGACAGAUCAAAGAGGAGCUGGAGAAUCAGGAGGAGGAGCUGAGGAUCAGCUCUGUCUACUCUGUAGGUGGAGGGAACACCUUCGCAUCCCCGACCACCAUGCCGGCAGCAGCAGUCCCAGCUCCCCCUACGACGACCAUUUUCAUCCCAGGUAGAGGUGCCGUCCUACAGGCCAUGGCUUCCCUCCCUCUCAGACCACAAGCUCCAAUCCCAAGUUUACUACCAGCUCUGCUACCAGCACCCCCACGGCCACCUCCGCCCUCCGUUCCUGGCAGCGUUCGCUGCAGUGGCUGCUCUAAGGUUCUGCUGAAAGGUCAAACAGCAUUCCAAAGGAAAGGUUCGACGCAGCUCUUCUGCUCCACAGUCUGUCUGACAGGCCACCUGCCUGCUGCCAACAAGAACCGAUCCUGUUUCCAGUGCAACAGGGAGAUUCUUCAGCCCAGGGACAUGAUCACGAUUCCAGACGACGGCAGCUUCGUCAACUUCUGCGGCCAGUUCUGUCUGUCUGUCUUCAGACACAAGAAGAAACAGGUUGACAAGAUUCCUGAUAAAUGGGCUGACAAACGACUAGAGAGGAAACCUGAGAAACCGCCUGAGAAACCAGUGGAGCGACCGCCUGACAAACCCAUGUGCAGUGUCUGCAAAGUCUCUAAUAGACAAAUUGAGCACGAAGUCACCCAUCAAGGUCGUCUGCACAGACUCUGUAGUGAUGCUUGUUUUCUAACGUGGCGCAAGAUGCGGCACUUAGCCAUGAACUGCUGUGAAGGCUGUGGACUUUACUGUAGUAGCAGCUCAGGCUCAUGUCAGACGCUCACAAUUGACAGAUCUCAGCUCAACUUCUGUGGUCCUACCUGUAUUGGCACCUACAAACAGAACUGCAGAAAGACAGCUGAGUGUGCCUACUGUCACAAAAUUGCGAUAGUGUCCCUCACCAUCAUGGAACGAGACCAAAGGGGCAAAGUCCAGCUGUACUGUUCAUCCGCUUGCGUGGAACAGAGUCGACCACCCCGACACAUUCUCACUGGUGCUGCAUUCCCCUGCUGCCUGUGCAAGGUAUCAGCUGUUCCUCAGUAUCAUCUGGCCAUGGUGGACGGCACCAUUCGUAACUUCUGCUCCUAUGACUGUGUUUCUAUAUACAGGAAGUCUGGUGACACCUCUCAGCCAGACCUGAUCAACGGAACCUCUGUUCUCAGGGACCCCUCCCUCAGAGAUGCCCCCAAACCGGGGCCCUCUGCCGGAGCCGGCUCAGUCCCUCCCAUCCCUCAGGACUACCCAUCUUCAGUUCCCUACCCGGGCCACCAUCCCAGUCAUACCUCAGUGCCCCCACUGGUGCCUCCCUUCCCAGCCAUGUCCUCCCCCACUGUCCCAGGGCAAGCCCAGGCCAGAGCACCCACCGGUCAGCCCCUGAAACCAGCAGAGGGUGUGCCCGGUGACCCCUCCAAGCUGACCUGCCAUCAGUGCAGCAAACAGUUCAACAUGAAGCCGCUGCUAUUAAGUUACCAAGGUCGUAUUUCUGUGUUCUGCAGUAGGACGUGCGGUGAGCAGUAUAAAACCCAGAAGAAUAUCCUGAUGGUGUGUGAGGGCUGUAAACAGGAGAAAGUGCUCUUUGACACCAUCAGUUACAACCAACAGGACCUACACUAUUGCAGUGAAAGCUGUAAGCUACUUUUCAAACAUGAUCAGACAUCUCGUAACAAGGAUCAUUCCUGGCGUCCCUGCACCUACUGCUCCGGCAUCAGCCAGAAGAUGCUGCACAGCCACUAUGGAGGCAGGAUGGAGGAGUUCUGUAGACCCCACUGCAUGUCCCAGUACACUGUGCUCUACUAUGGGAUGGGUCGAUGCGACAGUUGUAGGAAACAGGGCUAUAUGACUGAGAAGCUGCAGUGUUUGGGUUCAGUCCGUAAUUUCUGCAACCUGCCCUGCCUGCUGCAGUACUGCUACCUGCAUUUUGAGGCGAGCCAACACACCAGCAGUAACGGUACUGGAACGGCCCCACAAACACCAUAUGCUCCAACCCAGCCCCACCACACAAAGAUGAAUCCUGUCAUAGCUGAUGUUGUGUCACUGGCCAAUGGCUCUGCCACUCAGCCCAGUGUGUCAGCAGAUACGGCUCUUACUGGAGCACUUCCGACCUCCAACGUUGACGGCAAGAACCUAGACCAUGCCAGUACUCAGACCGAUGCCAUGCGAGUGCCUGCCCCCCGUCGACGUCAAAUGAAGAACAAAUCAGUUCUGUGUCGGCCCUUCACUAUGGACCAAGAGAGCAUGUGCCAGCUGCCCACACCCUUCGAUGAUUUAGCAGCCCUGGCUCUGCCCUCAGCUAGCUCUUCCUCAGGAGAUGAGAAAGUGAAGGUGUUGAUGGUGCCGGUUCCUGUACCGAUAUUCAUUCCAGUGCCUAUGAACAUGUACUCCCAGCACACACCUGUUCCAAUGGCUAUGCCCUUACCUGUUCCAGUACCCAUACUAGUACCAACACAGAAGAAGGACAUGAAAGAUGUUGCGGUCCAGUGGGAGCCUUUGCCCGUGACGGAAGAAAAACAGAAAGAUGGGCCUGUUUCCAGUGCAGUGUCUGCUGCAGACCAGAGCAGUUCUUACAAUGGAGACUUGAAGUCAGAGGUGGUCACUCCCAUAAUCCGUGAAAAUGAGGAGACUGAAAAAGCAGUACAAGCUGACCUGCCACCUACUGUAAGUUCAGAGAGCAGCACAGAGUCAACCGAUCCCACAAAGUCAACUGAUCCCACAGAGUCAACGGAUCCCCAACCUAAUACCCAGCCAGAGGAGACCACGAUGACAAGCGACCCACCUACCACCAGUGCUGAGCAUGAACCUCCCUCCUCUCCAAUGAUGGACUUGGAAACUGACAUCCCGUCUGAAUCGUUGGAUCAGAAGCCAUCUGCUCCACGGCGAGGAGUGAAAAGAUCCAGAGAGGUUUUCUCCAGCCGGAAACGGAGUCGAAGGCGAACUGUUUCGUUGAACCGCAGAGCGGUGGUGACUCCAGUCGCCUCCAAACUGAACCACCUGUAUGGGGUUAAAGCAUGGAAGAGUUGGGUCCAACAACAAAACAAACACCCGGGAGAAUCCAAUAUAGUGGAUAUUAAAGAAGACGUCCUUCAGUGUGACUCUGCUGAGCUGAGCUUUGCUCUGUCUCGCUUCAUCAGAGAAGUGAGACGGCCCAAUGGAGAGACCUACAGCCCAGACAGCAUCUUCUACCUCUGUCUGGGGAUACAACAGUAUCUGUUUAUGAAGGGCCGCAUAGAGAACAUCUUUACUGACGAGCUGUACAGCCAGUUUGCUACCAAGAUCAGUGGGAUGCUGCGACUCUGGAAACCCAGACUACAACCUAGUGGUGGUGCUGUUUCCUCCCGUGUGGUGGAGUCUUACCUGUGGGAAUGUAAGCAGCUGGGCGCCUACUCCCCCAUAGUGUUGCUCAACACGGUGCUCUUCUUCUGCGCCAAAAACUUCGGCUUCACCACGCUGGGGCAGCACCAAAGCCUCUCCUUCACCAACUUCACUCGACAAUCCAAACCCUGCAACCGAGCCGGCAAAGUCCACUACCUCCGGUACCAGGGAAGCAGCACUGCCAUGCCACACUCAGAGCGAUUCAGAAAAAGGCAGGGAGAGGAAGAGGUAGACCUGGAGAUGCUUGAAAAUGUCGCCAACCCUCUACACUGUCCUGUCAGACUGUAUGAGUUCUACCUCUCUAGAUGCCCUGAGUCGGUGAAGAAGAGAACCGACGUGUUUUUCCUGCAGCCUGAACAGAAUGUGCACACUCACAGUCCCCUCUGGUACACCUCUCAACCGUUAGAGGGCGCCACUCUACAGAGCAUGCUCACGCGUAUCCUGGCCGUCAGAGAGGUCCACCAGCACAAGGAACGAGCCCAACAUCAGGCCUCAGCCACCGCUGAUAAUGACAGUUUACAGUGAUAUGGAGCUCUGCCUAUUCACACCCUGCUUAUGAUCUCUGCAACGGAAACCUUCUCCAAUGGCGAACAGUUCACAGUGAAAUGCAGCUGUACGUACGCCCAUCAGCCAUUCAGACGGAGGCUAACACCGGGAGACAGAACAAAGAUAGAAUGAAAGGACACACUGUCGCAAAGAGUUGACACAUUUAAAGACCAUUCAAAGUGUGGGAUCAUUGUAUUUAGUUACCUCAGUGGCCAUCCCCUCCCCCACAUAAAUGCACAACGGGUUUACAAACAUCCAAUACUCUAAAAUAUGGAGAAGGGAGUGUUAGGGGUCAGGGGACAGUCUUCUUUUUCUCAUCGUGUCACACCAGAGUGAUAUUUAUGCCCAUCAUUUAUCACAUGUGGCAGGUUUAUUUACCAUCAGCAAUGGUCCAGGCCAAGCCUGUCAGAUGAACUUUUUUAUUUCAGAGACAGACUUCUGCAAUACUAGACUGGCGUGAGCAGCAAACUGCACGUGAGAAGAGUCGGUGCUGAUGUAGAUGACGACGAGAGUCUCCAUCCAUCAGGCACGGUCCGAUCUGGUUUAAAUGUGCUGUUUUAUCAUUGUUGCCCUUCUUUGCAUCAGCACGGUAUUUAAGGAUUGCUUUUAAAUUACUCCAAAAAUCUAAAACGAUGACGUUUUUCAGCAGGUUUUGCAAUUUUGAAAGUGUGGCGUAUUUAUGCAUAGCUGCACAAAAACUUGGUUAAAAACAAAAAUGUCACUCAGUUCAAGUGAAGCACUUCCCACAGACCUCCAGUGUAGUGUUUGUUAAAGGAAACAUUAACUGCCUCAUAAUCAUCGCAUUGGAGGUGGAUGACAUUGGCUGGUUGACACUGGCCAAUAUCUGAUUGAAUAUGUUGUUAAACCAGUAUACUGUACAGUAUAUCAGUGUAACCCUUCUUGUAAUAACAGAGGAGACUCACAGUGCCUCUCAUCUUUUGUUGUUUUAUUAUUAUCUAGUAAUCUGAUAUUAUGUUGUUCCCCUUUUAUAUUCUUCAUCUUGGGUGGCCUUAUUUCCCUCCCAACAACUUUCCCUCAUAUAGCUCCUAGAGGUAAAGUAAAGCUCAUUACCUACACCCAGUUUAUGUAUGCCUGUAUCUAUGUCCUCUUUCUAACUGUGCCAAUAUCUGCGCUCCUCUUUUUUUUUUCUCUUCCACUUGUUCCCUAAUUUUUCAAAAUGGAAUUUGGAGGACACAAUACUUUCCCAAUCCCUAACCCUUGAGGUUUCCUGUAUUAUAACUAAUGGUGUGUAUGGUAUAGUGUGAUUUUUGUUGGCCAUCCAUACAAUCAAAAACAUGUAUUAUGACACUGUGCCUAAGAUAUUUACCACUGUCAGCAGUGGUAAUUUUGUUUCUAUCCAUCCAUCCAUCCAUCCAUUCAAAAUCGAAGGUCUGUUGCAGAUAACAGCUGCAAGAGAGUGCUCAAGGGAUGAUGUAUUUUUGUAGGCAAACCAAGGCCUAUUAAAAAAAUGCUGGGAGACGGGUGGACACGGUGUUGGGGUAUGGGGUAUAACACAUGCGCUAUAACACAGGAGCUGUGGUCGUGCGUUGCAAUUGGCCCAAUUUUGGUGAGUGCAGACCAGAUUUUACUGCGCAUAUACCCCAAAGAUAUGACGCGUUGGUGACGCCUGACGUCUCCUCUUUCCACCCUCCUUGAGGCCAACCAGAAGGUUAGCAUUGCCCUGGGUUCCCUCGACAAAAGGCCAGCAGGAUUUUUCUAUUGGGUUUUGGAUUAUUGCAGAAAAUAAACUCUGCGGCAAACACACGUUUAUGAUACUUACACGUUUUGUUCAGCAAGAUAAUCUCCACAAAUGAACACCACUUUUAUGAUUUUUGAAGCGGGAAUGCAAUCGCCAGAGGUAAAAAGCUAAUGUUAGGCUAUAAACGAACAAGUCAGCGUUUACUAGUCCCUUUUUUAAGACACAUAAAGGCUUAAAAGUUCACAAGUGGGGUAUUUAUUAAUGUAUUUUAUGUCAUAGAACAAAAUGUUAAAAUCUCUUCAGCUUGUGUUAACCACAGAGCUUAUUUCAGGCAUCUAACUAAAAACCCAUUCAAAAAACCAAUUGACUUUCAGACGAGGGAACCGGAAGAGCUAAAAUGCUAAUAACUCAUUUCAGGGUUUAAGGACUCAUUCCUGUAGCGCUCUAUGGACCUUUGAUUUUGAAUGGAUUCUGAACGUUGUUUCUAUAUUGGCAUAUAGAUAGUCAAAAUAUAGAAAAUACGGUUAACCCGUAGGGAUGCUGCUCAACUACGUCACACCGCUUGUUAAACUUACCCAAACAUGAAUACAUGAACACCAAUGCUUAUACAUUUUUUAAAUGUCUAUUUGACAUCAGUGACUGUCAUUUCAUAGAAUUAUGGAUCAUAAUUUGGAUUUCUUUUUUUUUUUUUACAAAAAUCUUAAACUCCCUUCCAUGUGCCGGUUUACUGGACCAGUUGAUUUCAUGAAAAUUUUACUUUUUUUGUUCUUUUGUUUUGUGGUAAUAAUGACUCCACUACCCCCAAUACCAUGUGGUAACACCAUUUGUGUUGUAAUGGAUCUAUUUUGUCUGUUAAAGCUCUUAUUAUAUUUUGUCAUGGAGGCUAACGUGCCUUUACUUUUGCAUCAUGUUCAUGUUUUAUAUCAGAUCUAUGUUACAGUGUAAAAGCCCAAAUGUGCUCUCUCUCUCUGCUAACAUUCACCGUGUUGACUGAUGGUAAUCCAUUAGCAUCAUCCAAUCAACCUGUAAGUGUUGAUGAAUUUCUUUAAAAAACUCACUGUCAUCGCCGCUGCUGGUGCAAAGGAAACAUAACUGUCUGAAUAUUACCACUGCUGACUGAAGCUCCCAUUAGAAGAUUAGGUUGAGGAAGAACACGGUUCCAAAGACAGGCAGGUGUUUUAUCAUCAUGCACAAAAAUGCUGUAUUGCCAUUAAGUAUUGAAAAGUCAUCUUAUUUCUUUCUUUCCUCGAUCGCAGGGCAAAGCAUUUAUAACGAAAGCAUGAUUGAAAUGAAAUGUGAUGUUGAGAGUGUAAUUGAAGUCUGUGCAGUUUGGAAACAUUGAUUCAUAAAAUGUAUAAAAUUA